UUCAACAAAACAAACAGGACUUUCAUUUUUCUCCAGUUUAAGUGAUAAUUGGGAAAUAGUUGCUUCUGUUAGUGGUAUAACUUGAAGUAUACUUUGGGCAGGCUUGCUGGGGAAGUCAUGCUUCAAAGAGUGGGGUCAACAAGGUUUCAAGGCAAGUUGCUAUGGCUUUUAUGAAGCGAACUCUUGCAAGAUGUCAAAAGUUUGAGGACACUGGAAUCAGUUGCUUUAGUGAGCCUGUAUUACGGGAUGUCCUUUUCCCCAGCAAUGAUGCUAAAUCUGUAGAUGUUGGUGGGGCUUCCACAAAUAUGUAUGCUGCUGCUAAUAGCUGUCAACCUGAGGCCAGAGCAUCUGCUGCAGGUGCCUUUUCCAGUACGCUUGAGCAAAAUGGUCCUCACAGUGAUAAGCUUGACAGGGGUUCAUUAGGCACAUUUCAAGUUCUUGCUAACUCAUCUGACCAAACUUUUGCUAAACAUGAACCGAUAUUAAACAGAGGUAAGAAGAAGGAAGUGCUGCUUGAUGAUGUUGUGGGAAGUGCUGCCUCAAGAGCCACAUCAGCUCUUGGAAACACUCUCUUGGGUGGAGCAGAAGGAAAGAGAUGUGAGAGAGAGAGGGAUCAAAACAAGGGUACUUUAUCAAGAAAUUCCGUGGCCAAAGCUGGCCGGACAUCAUUGGGCAAUUUUAGGGGUGAAUGCAAAACAAAAACAAAACCCAAGCAAAAGACAGCUCAAUUAUCAACUUCAGGAAAUGGAAUUCUUGGAAGGCUUGCAGAAACGACUCAUCCUAUGUACCCAUCUGAGCGUGGUUCCAGUGAAACAGUGACUCAUGGUGAUGUCAAAGUAAGUGGGGAAAUGGGGUUGGUAUCCCCUGGUAAGAUUCCUCAGGAAUCAUCUAAAGAGACUGAGGAACCUAUUGAUUUUACAAACUUGCAGCUACAUGAAUUAGAUUCUAUGGAAGGACUAGGUGUAUCAAAUGACCUUGGUGGUAACCAAGAUCUCAGUUCGUGGUUGAACUUGGAUGAAGAUGGCUUGCAAGACCAUGAUUCAAUGGGCCUUGAGAUACCUAUGGACGAUCUUUCAGAGUUAAAUAUGGUUAUCUGAGUACUGCCCUCUGUACAUCCCUGUGCAUUAUUCAAGAGCUUAUUUAAGAGUGCUGGAGCUGCUGUUGAGAGAUAACUAACUACUUAACCUAUCUUAUUAAGACGGCAGUUGUAAUUAUGGUUGUCCAUUCUUUUGUAUACUUCUUUGAAGAAGUUGGUGACAAGAGUCUUGAAUGUUUAUGUAAAUCUGAAGUUCUGUCCUUGUAUAAAAUUAUAUCUUGUGUAAAAACCUCUUUCAUUGAUUUAAUUUUUGAAGAAAUGCUGAGCUCUGUCAA
Molecule: messenger RNA, 1371 nt
Organism: Telopea speciosissima
Lineage: Eukaryota; Viridiplantae; Streptophyta; Magnoliopsida; Proteales; Proteaceae
Exons: 2
Coding region: 162-1097 (311 amino acids)
Source: RefSeq, a predicted model, not a curated record